AAAUCAACAAAAUGCCUUGCUCUUUACCUAAUUCUUCACUUUCGUUAAUCACUAUUUUCUUUUUACUCUUCUGUUCUUUGAAUGUUGCCAAUGCCACUGUUCCACCCUCAAGGACUUUCAAGUACAUAAACGAGGGUGAAACAGGAGAAUUAAGUGUUGAGUAUUUUGCAGACUAUCGUGCCCUACCCAUUUUCUUAUUACCAUUCCAAUUAUGCUUUUAUAACACCACUCCUAAUGCUUUCACUUUAGGACUAAGAAUGGGCAGUCGCCGGUCCGAGUCCUUAAUGCGGUGGGUCUGGGAUGCCAACCGAGGAAGGCCUGUUCGUGAAAACGCCACUUUAACUUUUGGGUCUAAUGGAAAUCUAGUGCUAGCUGAUGCUGAUGGUACUGUGGCAUGGCAAACGGGCACAGCCAACAAGGGUGUGGUGGGAUUGAAAAUACAACAAAACGGUAACUUGGUUUUGUACGAUAAGAAAGGCAAAUUUAUUUGGCAGAGUUUUGACCACCCAACAGAUACACUUUUAGUAGGCCAAACCCUGAGAUCCAAUGGUCCAAGCAAGCUGGUUAGCCGCACGUCUAUUACCGAUGGCUCCGAAGGACCUUACAGCUUUGUUAUGGAGCAAAGGUUUUUAAAGAUGUACUACAAAACCAAGAAUUCACCAUUGCCUUUGCUCUAUUACAGGUCCUAUGAGUUUGGGAAUGGGCAUUGUUCCUUGGCAAAUCUCAAAUUUUACUGCUCACCAGAGACCGAACAAGCUUAUGCUUACGAGCUGGGGUUCACAUUUGAUAUGAAAGGCUCUACUAGUUCAGGAACCUACAUUUUGUCAAGGCCUAAAUACAAUAGCACAUAUUCCAUACUUCGAGUGGAGCCGGAUGGUAACCUUAAAAUCUACACAUUCAAUGAAAAUGUUGAAUGGGGAACUUGGGAGAACACGUUUAAACUCUUUGAUGGUGAUGAUUAUGAAAGCCUAUGCAACCUACCAAGGAAGUGCGGUUCACUAGGAAUUUGUGAGGACAAUCAAUGCGUGGCAUGUCCAAAGCCAAAGGGUUUGAUGGGGUGGAGCAAAAGCUGUGCUCCGCCGGUAUUGUCGCCAUGUAAAGGUGGUGGUGAAAACGUGGAUUAUUACAAAGUCGUGGGUGUUGAGCAUUUCACCAACGGAUAUACAGAAGGAGAUGGCCCCAUGAAAUUGAAUGAUUGUAGGGUCAAAUGCAGCAAUGAUUGUGGGUGCUUAGGGUUCUUCUACAAGGAGGAAUCCUCCAAAUGUUUGCUGGUUCCUGAGCUUGGUACUCUGGUCAAGGUGACCAAUCUUGCUCAUGUUGCUUACAUCAAGAUGCCUAAGUAGAUUUCACUGUUCUAAUAAAAUAGGAAGGAAAUGAAUUUAUAAUAUUAAACAAUCAAAUCUUGGUUGAUUAUCUUUAUCCAAUAAUAAUGUAAGCCACGAAUUUGAAA
Molecule: messenger RNA, 1450 nt
Organism: Gossypium arboreum
Lineage: Eukaryota; Viridiplantae; Streptophyta; Magnoliopsida; Malvales; Malvaceae
Product: epidermis-specific secreted glycoprotein EP1-like
Exons: 1
Coding region: 12-1343 (443 amino acids)
Biological process (GO): recognition of pollen
Source: RefSeq, a predicted model, not a curated record